GCCUAAUUUAAAGUUUAGUUCUCAGAUGAGUCAUUUCUGAACAGUGAACCCUGUCUCCGUCUCUAAAGUCUCAAGAGUCGCAGUAGUCGCCGUCGCUAACCAUUUUGGGCGACUCCAUACUGUGUCUGGUACUGCCAAUCUUCUCCUUACAUCACUCAUAUUCGUUCUUUUCUUACACGCCCGCCGCUGUAGCAAUCUCCAGUUCUUCUUCUUUCCUCCACCAUGCGCUCCCUCUUCCUCACCAUUCCCACCAUUUACAGUAUUAAAUUAUCGCCUCAGCCUCAAUCCCCUCUCCGCCGCUUCACUCUUUUACAACCUCCACCAUGCGUCUCUCCUUUCCAUUUCCCAUUCCGUUCCCGCUUUCAGUUCUUUCAUCCACCAUGCGCUUCCCAUUUCAUUCACCCUGCCUCCAAUUCAGAAGCUGAAGAUCAUCUACCCCAUUAUUUGGCGGAAGCCCGAGCUGCCUUUUCCCAGUUUCUUCGACGUUUCGGGGUCUCCGAGGAGGAAUCCGUGUCCAUCGCCUCCAGCUCCCCUCGAUACUUGAAGAUGCUAGUCGAUGGGGUUCGUGAAUUGGACGACACAUCCAUGUGGGGUUACUGGAGUAAUGAAGGAUUGGGUGAUGAUUUUGGGUUCAAGGAAAAGGUGGUUUUGAUGGCCACACAAAAGGGUGACUGUGGGAAGGUUGCUUUUUUGGAGAGCGUGGGUAUGAAUCUUUCUUCAGCUAUGAAUAUUGCCCGCUACCUCUCUGGGGAGAUGCUUCCAUCUCUCAUUUAUAAGGUUAAGUAUUUGAAGGAAGUCUUCUUUUCUGGCAGCGGUGAGGGGAAGCUCAUAGGAAAAAGUGCUCGUCGUAUGAUGACGCACUUAUCGGUGCCUCUUGAUGACGAUGUGCAACAGACUUUAUCCUUUUUUGAGAAGAUUGAAGCAAGGCGUGGAGGCCUAGACAUGUUGAGUUCGAAUGAAGAAUUCUUUUGUCUUUUACUGGAAUCAUUUCCCUACUUGCUUUUGUUGUCAGUAGAAUCCCACGUGAAACCAAUGGUAGAAUUUUUUGAAUACAUUGGCGUCCCUAAGGAAUGCAUGAGGAGGAUAUUUCUGUUAUUUCCGCCCAUCAUUUUCUUCAAUACUGAAGUCCUCAAAUCAAGGAUAACGGCUUUUGAGGAGGUUGGCAUUGAAGAGAUGGAAAUUGGUAAAUUGUUACUUAAAUAUCCAUGGAUUAUGUCAAAGUGUAUCCAAGACAGCCUUAAGCAAGUUGUUUCUUUCUUCGAAUUGGAGAAGGUGCCAAAUGCAAGCAUUACCAAUGCAAUCAGAAGUUGGCCCCUGAUUUUAGGAAGCUCGACUAGUAAAUUGAAAUUAAUGGUGGACAGGUUUGGUGAGCUAGGUGUUCGAAGUAAGAAGUUGGGUCAGGUGAUUGCCACAAGCCCUCAGACAUUACUUCGGAAACCUCGAGAAUUUCUUCAAGUCGUUUCAUAUUUGGAAGAGAUAGGGUUUGAUCGAGAAAGUGUUGGCACGAUAAUUGUUCGUUGUCCAGAAAUAUCUGCAGCUAGUGUUGAGAAAACACUGAAGAGGAAGCUUGAAUUUCUUACCGGUGUUGGUGUUUCUAAGACUAACCUAUCUCGGGCUAUUAGAAAAUAUCCCGAGCUUCUUGUGUCUGACCCUGACAGAACUUUACUCCCACGUAUUAGGUACCUGAGGCAGAGAGGGUUCUCUGAAAGGGAAAUUGCCUUCAUGGUUGGUAGAUUCUCUCCUCUCCUGGGGUAUAGUAUAGAGAAGGUUUUGAAACCCAAACUAGAUUUUCUUGUAAAUAUCAUGGAGAAACCCAUAAAGGAAGUUGUUGACUAUCCAAGGUAUUUUAGCUAUUCAUUGGAAAAGAAGAUAACUCCAAGGUUCUGUGUGUUGAAGGGAAGGGAUGUAGAAUAUAGUUUAAAAGAUAUGUUGGGUAAAAAUGAUGAGGAGUUUGCUGUUGAGUUUAUGAGCAACAAAGGAACACAAAAUUCAAGUUGUUCUUCACCCACUGAAGUGUAAGGAACUUUUGUCUUUAGUCAUACAACUGUGUAAAUAAUCGACUACAUUUUUUAGAACACUAAUUUUUUUUAUAAUAUCCAUGAGUGUUCGGAGCAGCUUGUAUGCA
Molecule: messenger RNA, 2125 nt
Organism: Momordica charantia (bitter melon)
Lineage: Eukaryota; Viridiplantae; Streptophyta; Magnoliopsida; Cucurbitales; Cucurbitaceae
Product: Mitochondrial transcription termination factor family protein
Biological process (GO): regulation of DNA-templated transcription
Molecular function (GO): double-stranded DNA binding
Source: RefSeq, a predicted model, not a curated record